Messenger RNA from Phytophthora sojae, 1485 nucleotides. RefSeq lists its product as hypothetical. The record is from RefSeq and is a predicted model, not a curated record. Bases 1 to 1485 code for a protein of 494 amino acids. Lineage: Eukaryota; Oomycota; Peronosporomycetes; Peronosporales; Peronosporaceae. The transcript has a single exon. Gene Ontology annotation, molecular function: lipid binding; metal ion binding.
AUGUCGCUGCGCCCUCGCUCAUGCUCCAACGUGUCCACGGCCUCCAGCAGCUGGUCCCCCACGGGCAUGAACGUGGCGUCCCGCGACACCGUGUCCGGCCGCUGGGUGGAGGACGCGGCCGCGCGCACGUGCGCCAAGUGCGAGCGCGUGUUCUCGCUCGUGAACCGGCGCCACCACUGCCGCGUGUGCGGCGAGAUCUUCUGCCACGCCUGCUCGCGCACGCGAAUGGUGCUGGCCACGAACCCGGGCGAGAUCCCGCGGCGCCAGCGCGUGUGCGACCCGUGCGCGGCCCACGCGCACAGCAGCGCCGUGCUGUACGAGGCCGAGGAGUCGGCGCUGGGCCCGCGCUUCCGGGCCAAGUCGGAGAUCGCCGAGGGCGGCGCCGUCACGGAGGAGAUGCUGCGGGCCAAGGAGCAGCAGGACGCGCCCGCGCCGCAGCCCAGGAAGACGCGCGCAGACGAGCACAGCAGCCUCAGCUUCCUGGUGGCCUCGGUCGUGGGCUUCGCGGCUGCCUUCUGGUUCCUCAAGGACGAGGUGGCCAUGUCCAACCCGGCCAUCUGGAUCCUGCUGGCCGGCUUCAUCAAGAACGUGUACGAGGUAGUGGCCAGGAUAAACGCGGCCAGGCAGUUCACGGACGGCGUCACGGACCUGGAGGAUGCCGAGAAGGUGUUUAGCGGCAUGGACUUGGACGCCACGGACGACCUGUCCACGGCCCCCACGGCUACGACCGUGUCCUCCUCGGCGGCCUCGGAGAAGCCCAAGGAGAACAAGUACGCCAGUGUCAAGAUCACGGCCGCGCAGAGCGACGAGCUCAUCGCCAGCUCGCAGCGCUCGCUGGAUAAGGUGCUGGAGCUGGCCAACACGGACGUGACCGAGGACUCGGCCUGGACGGAGGAAAUCCCCACCACGGAGAACAUCACGGUCCACUCGCGUGACGGCAAGCCGUCGCGCAUCUACAAGUGCGAAGGCGAGAUCCCACUCUCCCCUGACGAGCUGUUUGACGAACUGUACACGAACCUGGAGACCAGCAACGUGUGGAACGUGACGGCGGCCGAGAGCAACGUCAUCUGCAAGCUUGACGAGACGACGGACCUGGUGCACCUUAUCUCGGCGCCUGCCCUUGGCGGCGUCAUUUCAAGCCGUGACUUUGUGAACACCCGUACGUGGCGCCGCCAGGACGGCGGCGGCUACGUCAUUGCCAACAGCUACGCCGGCAAGAACGUGCUCAAGCCACAGAAGGGAAUUACGCGUGGCGAGAACGGCCCCACCGGCUGGGUGAUCCUGCCGCACCCGACGUCUCCGUUCAAGAGCCGUCUCAUCUGGAUUCUCAACAUGGACAUCAAGGGCUACUUCCCGUCGAGCGUCAUCCGCAAGGGCUCCAUCGGCGAGGUCUCGUGCUUCGUUCGUAACCUGCGCCGCUACAUUGAGCGCAACGCGGGCUCAGACGAGCACGCGCCCGAGAAGGCCUCCACCGACGUGCAGUAA